This is a messenger RNA of Fusarium coffeatum, 1437 nucleotides long. RefSeq lists its product as uncharacterized. NCBI's taxonomy places the organism in Eukaryota, Fungi, Ascomycota, Sordariomycetes, Hypocreales, Nectriaceae. The coding region runs from base 1 to 1437 and encodes 478 amino acids. The record is from RefSeq and is a predicted model, not a curated record. The transcript has 3 exons.
AUGUCGUUUCGGCUGGCGUUGAAAGCUCCUAAGAGCUGUGUACUCAAUAGCUUCUCUGCUGCAGCUCGGAGAAAGUACUCGACAAGUAAAGAAUCAAAUUAUUUUACUGUCGAGCUAAAUCCUAAAACAAAGGAUCUCUCUGAACUAUUGCAAACCGUCAGAUCUCAGGUCAAAAUCGCCAAUCCUAGUCGUCAUGAUGCUGCAGUCAUUCUAGCAACUCCACAGUAUGCGCAAUGGCUUGAGAAGGACGGUUUCAUGGCAGAGUUCAUUGAUCUACUCUCAGGGUCCGAGAAAGCAGAUCAGUUUCACAUCUUAGGUGCUGUUGUCGAUCAUAUUGCUCCUCCAGUGCCGAGCAACAAGCCCAUUCAGGGGUUAUCUAUCCUUCGUGGAAAACUUGAUUCAAUUCUUCCUGGAUUAUGGACUCCUGAACCCCCCAAGGCUAGAGAAGACGCCGACAAAGUAGCAGCUUUAACUAUGGAUCUUGGUAACCCUCACAUUACCAUUCCUCUCACCAACACAACCUUUCAAAAUCACAAGACUUCAACACUCAUUGUCAGGCAUUAUGACUUGUCACAGAGCUCGCCCAAACUGGUCGAGAAGAAUGAAAAGUAUUGGCAGCAAAUAUCACUUCCUCUCAAGAAGCAGCUCCCCUCAAUUGAUGACCUCGGCAUCUGGGCUCCUCUUGUACCCUUGACACAUCCUCGUGUGGUGACCGAGAGUUUUGGAAACAUUGUGCGACGAGUCAGUGUUGAAAACGAAUCGGUACCUGCUUCUAACGAGCUUGAACCAGCGGUUGACGAACUACAUGUUCGGAAAUCGGACUUGGUCCAGUCGCCUAUGGGGAUCUGGUCAAUCAUUACUCCUCCAACAUUUGCCCAGUCAGGCAGCAACUCAAAUUCUACUGAUCCUGAUCCCGAGGCAACGUUCAGAGAUGGUCAAAAUAUCAAGGAACUAGUCGCUUCCACAUCCGGUCACCUGGUUGACCUGUACAGGCAAGGUGGCCGGCUAUAUCAGAUCUUGAGCGGUGGUGGUGGCUGGGGCGCAAAGAAGGGUUUACUAUCGCUUGACCCUCAGCGCACUCAUUUUUCCCUUUCCGAAGAGGAGGAGAUGCAAAGGUUCAUUCAGGCCAUGGACGGUGGCAAUUUCGUCCCUGUGGGAUCCAAGAUUCAGUUCUUUGCGUCGACAGAGACUUCGGCCACCGAACCAACUGGCGCUCAAGAGACGGGCGUGGUCUUCGGAACAGCCAGCAGGGUCGAAACUGAGACUGAUUCAGAGUCUUCUCAGCCAGAGGCUCGGUUGCUGGAAGACCACUUCGGUGCUCUCUCCAACGAUGGUAUCUUCGUCACCUCUUCUGAUGCCGCAGCGGUCACCACACCUGGCUUCAACAAUGAUUGGAAGCUUAACGUUCCCAACUCUCGAAUUUACGUCAACAUCUAG